Molecule: messenger RNA, 1573 nt
Organism: Megalops cyprinoides (Indo-Pacific tarpon)
Lineage: Eukaryota; Metazoa; Chordata; Actinopteri; Elopiformes; Megalopidae
Product: casein kinase I-like
Exons: 9
Coding region: 230-1573 (447 amino acids)
Biological process (GO): signal transduction; endocytosis; peptidyl-serine phosphorylation
Cellular component (GO): cytoplasm; nucleus
Molecular function (GO): ATP binding; protein serine/threonine kinase activity
Source: RefSeq, a predicted model, not a curated record
GGGGAGACAGACUCGGUUACAGCCUGGCAUUUGUAUCGGAGCGUCUCAGGGACUAGUAACAACAGCGAGCGCGACCAAACGGAGGAGGAAAAUUUGGGGUAUGAGAGCCGUCGGAAUCUGCUCCCAUCCUUCGCUGCCCAAGACCCAGUCUGACUGACAACCACUGGAUCACCACCGCCGCCGAACCAUCUGUCGGAAGAACCUAGUAUCGGCAAGCUGACAGGACACCAUGGAGCUCAGAGUGGGGAAUAAGUACCGACUGGGACGGAAAAUUGGGAGUGGGUCUUUUGGGGACAUUUACCUUGGUGCCAACAUCGCGACAGGGGAAGAGGUGGCCAUCAAGCUGGAAUGUGUGAAGACCAAGCACCCGCAGCUGCACAUAGAGAGCAAGUUCUACAAGAUGAUGCAGGGGGGAGUGGGAAUCCCCUCGAUAAAGUGGUGUGGGGCGGAGGGGGACUACAAUGUGAUGGUGAUGGAGCUGCUGGGUCCCAGUCUCGAGGACCUCUUCAACUUCUGCUCCCGCAAGUUCAGCUUGAAGACUGUGCUCCUGCUGGCUGAUCAGAUGAUCAGCCGCAUCGAGUACAUCCACUCCAAGAACUUCAUCCACCGGGAUGUCAAGCCAGACAACUUCCUCAUGGGCCUGGGCAAGAAGGGCAACCUGGUGUACAUCAUCGACUUCGGGCUGGCCAAGAAGUACCGUGAUGCCCGCACCCACCAGCACAUCCCUUACAGGGAGAACAAGAACCUUACAGGCACCGCCCGAUACGCCUCCAUCAACACCCACCUGGGCAUCGAGCAGUCGCGGCGUGACGACCUGGAGUCUCUGGGCUACGUGCUGAUGUACUUCAACCUGGGCUCGCUGCCGUGGCAGGGCCUCAAAGCCGCCACCAAGAGGCAGAAGUACGAGAGGAUCAGCGAGAAGAAGAUGUCCACUCCCAUUGAGGUGCUCUGUAAGGGCUACCCCUCUGAGUUCUCCACCUACCUGAAUUUCUGUCGCUCCCUGCGUUUCGACGACAAACCAGACUACUCAUACCUGCGACAGCUCUUCAGGAACCUCUUCCACAGGCAGGGCUUCUCUUACGACUACGUCUUCGACUGGAACAUGCUUAAAUUUGGCGCAAGCAGGACGGCAGAGGAUGGAGAGAGGGAGCGGAGGGGCGGAGACGAGAGGGACGAGCGCAUCGUGGGGGGCCCCCGGGGGUCGGCAGCCCGGGCGCUGCCCCCUGGCCCCAACCCCCCAGCCUCCAACAGGGUCCGAAAUGGCCCAGAACCUGCCAUCUCCAACCCCACCUCCAGGGUACAACAGUCCGGGAACACGUCUCCGCGCGCCAUCUCCCGUGCCGAGAGGGAAAGGAAGGUGAGCAUGAGGCUGCACCGCGGCGCCCCGGCCAACGUGUCGUCGUCUGACCUCACGGCCCGCCACGACCAAUCCCGCAUCUCCACGUCACAGGUAUGCGACCCUUCUCACCUGGGCGGACACCCUGCCCUGCCCUGCCCCGUCAUGCCCCGCAGCGCUCGAAUGUGUCAGAGGCCAAAGUCUGCAAUAGAAGGAUCACUGAAGGCUGAUGUGUAA